AUGAGUAAGGGGGUUGAUAGAGCAAAUGUUCAGAUUGAGAAUAACGUUGUACUUGCAAAUGAAAGUGGUCAUCGUCGUUACAGAAGCGUUGAUGAAAUUAAACAGUACUUAGAUUGUCGAUAUUUAUCGCCAAUUGAGUCAUGUUGGAAGAUAUUUGAUUUCGAAAUGCAGAGACAGUAUCCAUCCGUGAUUAGAUUGCAGUAUCAUCUUCCUGAUCAUCAAUUUGUGAUAUUUAAUGAUGAUAAUCAUUUUUAUGACGUUCUUGAUCGUGAUCACAUACAUGACACGAUGCUGACGAAAUGGUUUGAAAUAAAUCAGAGCCAUGUUCCAGCUAGAAACUUGACGUUUGUGGAGUUUCCGAGUAAGUGGACUUGGAAGCAAAAUAAACGUCAAUGGGAGUCCAGAUUGCAAGGUAGGUGUAUCGGAAGGCUACCAUAUGCACAUUCUCAUUCCGGUGAGCAAUACUAUUUGAGAAUGUUACUGAAUAAAAUUCGUGGUGCACAAAGUUUUGAACAUUUGAGAACUAUUGAUGGAGUUGUGCAUCCAACAUUCAAAGCUGCAUGUGCAGCACUUGGUCUUCUGGAUGAUGAUAAUGAGUGGAAUGAAGCUUUGGCUGAAGCAUCUACAUGGGCAUCUGCCAGAAAAUUACGCAGCAUGUAUUGUACAAUACUUAUGCAUUCUGAGGUAACUAACCCUUAUGCUUUAUGGCAGCGUCAUUGGAAAAGUAUGACAGAUGAUUUGCAAUAUCAGAUCAAAAGGGAUAUGGGAAACUCUCAGAUACGCAUAGAUGAUGGUGAGUUACAAAAUUUGAGAUUAAUUGAACUCGAACUCAUUUUGAACAAAAAUGGUCGAUCGUUACGAGAUUUUCCUCCAAUGCCAUUGCCGUCAUUUGAAAAUGCUCAGUUUUCCAUGAACAGACUUAUAAGAGAAGAGCUCGAUUACGAUUUUACAUCGGAGCAGCAAUUAUUUGAUAAUUUAUAUGCUGGUUUGAAUGAGGAUCAACUGAAAGCAUGUGAGCUUAUUAUGGAAUCAUACACACAUAAUCACGGUGGACUAUUUUUUGUGUAUGGAAGUGGUGGAACGGGUAAAACUUAUUUAUGGAGAACAUUGAUUACUCGAGUCAGAUCGCAGAGAAAAAUUGUUCUUUCAGUUGCAUCAUCAGGCAUUGCUGCAAUAUUCUUACCAGGUGGAAGAACAGCGCAUUCACGUUUCAAAAUUCCUAUUAAUUUGGAUGAGUCAUCAAGUUGUUUAAUCAAUACAAAUUCUAACUUGGCUAAAUUAAUUAGGGAGACAUCUUUGAUAAUUUGGGACGAAGCUCCAAUGGCACAUCGGCAUGGUUUUGAAGCGGUGGAUAGAACUUUAAAGAAUAUCUUAAAGUUGAGUGAAAAUGCUUCUGAGGAUUGUAUUUUCGGAGGAAAAUUGGUUGUUUUGGGCGGUAAUUUUCGACAAAUAUUACCGAUUGUUUCUAAAGGUGGAAGAGAAGCAACAGUAUCAGUUACAAUAAAAGAGUCAACGAUUUGGGAUCACUGUAAAGUACUGCAUCUUAAAAUAAAUAUGCGUGUAAUGAAUUUACGUCUUCCUAAAACUACGUGUCAGCAAUUGAUGGAUUUUACAAAUUGGCUGCUGUCCGUUGGUGAAGGAAAGGUUUCAGCAAUUUCACUUACUGAAUUUGGGGAAUCAAACUGGAUUCGGAUGCCGUCGCAAUUUCUCAUAAAAAAUGAUAGUCAAUCUUUGAUGCGGUUAAUAGAUUCUGUCUAUCCAAAUUUGAGAGAUUCAUACAGAAAUAGCACUUACCUCAAGGAACGUGCUAUUUUGGCUCCAAAAAAUGGUGAUGUUGACAAGUUGAAUGAUAAGAUGCUAUCAAUGCUUCCUGGUCAAUCACGUACCUAUAUGAGUGCUGAUACUUUUUGCAAUAUUGAAGGUGACAUUGUUGAAAUUAAAGAGGGAACUCCCAUAAUUCUUUUGAGAAAUCUCAAUCAGUCAGAAGGUCUUUGCAAUGGAACACGGCUUGUCGUUACCAGAAUGGGGGAUAAACUUCUCGAGACAGAAGUCAUAACAGGAUCUAAUAUUGGAGAUUUAGUACUCAUACAUCGGAUCUCUUUAACACCACAGAGUACACGGUCUCCUUUUCCAAUUAAAAGGAGUCAAAUUCCUGUGAAAUUGGCAUUUGCAAUGACUAUCAACAAAAGUCAAGGCCAAACCUUGAAAAAUGUUGGCGUUUACCUUCCUGAACCCGUGUUUUCACAUGAUCAACUUUAUGUUGCUCUGUCCCGUGCUACUUCGCCAGAUGGAUUGAAAAUACUCAUUGUUAAUAGAGAUGAUGAUCCAUGGGAUUACAUAAAAAAUAUUGUGAAUCAUCUUCAAUAUCGGCUUGCACCACAUCAGUACCAAUUAUCGUUUGGAAACGAUACGAAGAUAGUGAAUAUUUUAGAUGAUUGUGGAACCAUACCCCGUUUCAAGUUUAAUCUGGUCAAACUAAGAGAUACAGAACAGCACAUGGACAAUGAUGUGCAAUUGAUAGAUGUGGUUGGUUUAGUUGUAUCCGUUGGUUCACACUAUCAAACGUCUAUCAAUGACAAAAUUAAGUGUGACAUACUUUUAGUUGACAAAAGGUUUGAAAAUGAUAAAUGUGCUCAGAAAUUAGUGACGUUGUUGCGGUCGUGCAAUUUUAUAAUAUCCCAAGCAUUGUUGAUAUCAAAUACUAAGAGAAUAUGGAUAUCCGAAUAUGCUGUUAUCCCCACGGAUCCAACCUUCAUCGAAAUGAUCGUUUAUAAUAAUGGAGAUGUUUUUAUCAUAUAUUGA
This is a messenger RNA of Coffea arabica (coffee), 2802 nucleotides long. The record is from RefSeq and is a predicted model, not a curated record. Lineage: Eukaryota; Viridiplantae; Streptophyta; Magnoliopsida; Gentianales; Rubiaceae.